AAGUAUUGCUGGGUCAGAUCCUGGGUCCUUGGCAAGCUCCGUGGAGUUGAGUCUGUGGGUGGACUGAAGCAGCAUAAGUCACCACAGGUCCCUGAGACAUGACUCCUGCUGUCUUCCUGACCAUCCUGUGCUUCGGAGUGGCCUCAGCAGCUCCAGCGCUUGAUCCCAGUUUGGAUGCUAAAUGGCAAGAGUGGAAGACGAAAUACGGAAAAUCAUACAGCCAGGAAGAAGAAAUGUGGAAGCGAGUAGUGUGGGAAGAAAACAUGAAGAUAAUCCAAAUGCACAAUGGAGAGGGUGGCCUGGGGAAGCAUGGUUUCACUAUGGAAAUGAACGCCUUUGGUGACAUGACCGGUGAAGAAUACAGAACACUGAUGACUGAUAUUCCAGUUCCAGCUGCCAUGAAGGUGAAAAGUGUCCAAAAUCCUCUACUUAACCAUUUACCCAAAUCUGAGGACUGGACAAAGAAAGGCUUUGUGACUCCUGUGCGGAACCAGGGUCAGUGUGGUUCUUGUUGGGCUUUUGCUGCUGUCGGUGCCAUAGAAGGACAGAUGUUCUGGAAAACUGGCAACCUGACCACUCUGAGUGUGCAGAACCUAGUGGACUGCUCUAAACCUCAUGGCAAUAAUGGCUGUGUUUGGGGUUCCGCAUACAGGGCCUACAAGUAUGUUUUGCACAAUGGAGGUCUAGAGGCUGAGGAAACCUAUCCAUAUGAGGCAAAAGAAGGACCCUGCAGGUACAAGCCUGAGAAUUCUAAAGCUUAUAUCACAGAGUUUGUGACCCUCCCAGCAAAUGAGGAUUACCUACUGGUUGCUGUAGCAACAAUUGGGCCCGUCUCUGCUGCAAUUGAUGCUUCCCACGAUUCUUUCAGGUUCUACAAUGGAGGUAUUUAUCAUGAGCCAAAUUGCAGCAGUUAUCUUAUCAAUCAUUCAGUUCUGGUGGUUGGCUAUGGAUUUGAGGGAAAUGAAACGGAUGGUAAUAACUACUGGCUGAUCAAGAACAGCUGGGGUGAACAAUGGGGCAUAAAUGGCUACAUGAAGAUCGCUAAAGAUCAAAACAACCACUGUGCAAUUGCUUCAUAUGCCAGCUUCCCCAAUAUAUUCUGAGCUGCCUGGUGGCCACAAGGGAGGGCUUGACAGAGGCAGCAUUCGGUGGCG
Messenger RNA from Phodopus roborovskii (desert hamster), 1154 nucleotides. Its product is annotated as cathepsin J. The transcript has 8 exons. The coding region runs from base 99 to 1103 and encodes 334 amino acids. Gene Ontology annotation, molecular function: cysteine-type endopeptidase activity. Gene Ontology annotation, cellular component: lysosome. NCBI's taxonomy places the organism in Eukaryota, Metazoa, Chordata, Mammalia, Rodentia, Cricetidae. Gene Ontology annotation, biological process: immune response. The record is from RefSeq and is a predicted model, not a curated record.